AUGUGGUACGGCGUCUUCCUGUGGGCGCUUGUGUCCUCCCUCUCCUUUCACGUCCCGGCAGCUUUGCUAGCGCUCUUCACGCUUCGGCACCACAAGUACGGCAGAUUCAUGUCCGUGAGCCUCUUGUUGAUGGGCAUCGUGGGACCCAUUACCGCCGGCAUCCUCACAAGUGCGGCCAUUGCUGGAGUUUACAGAGCUGCAGGAAAAAAAAUGAUUCCCUUUGAAGCCCUCAGUUUGGGAGUGGGCCAGACAUUCUGCGUGGUGGUGGUUUCAUUUCUACGCAUUUUAGCCACUCUGUAGCUCUUCUUCAGUCACUAGAGCUCUCCAAUCAAAGGAA
This is a messenger RNA of Melopsittacus undulatus (budgerigar), 337 nucleotides long. Its product is annotated as transmembrane protein 170A-like. Gene Ontology annotation, cellular component: endoplasmic reticulum membrane. Gene Ontology annotation, biological process: endoplasmic reticulum tubular network organization. NCBI's taxonomy places the organism in Eukaryota, Metazoa, Chordata, Aves, Psittaciformes, Psittaculidae. The record is from RefSeq and is a predicted model, not a curated record.